Molecule: messenger RNA, 1552 nt
Organism: Thalassophryne amazonica
Lineage: Eukaryota; Metazoa; Chordata; Actinopteri; Batrachoidiformes; Batrachoididae
Exons: 2
Coding region: 96-1322 (408 amino acids)
Biological process (GO): protein homooligomerization
Cellular component (GO): membrane
Source: RefSeq, a predicted model, not a curated record
GCCAUCUUUCAUGUCGGGGCUCUGGUGAUGUUAACCAGUUAACUAGUUAACGGACUGAACAGCGGCGGUGCGGCACCGACAGCACAAGUGCAAAAAUGAAGUUGGCUGCAGUAGUUGUGCUGUGUUUACACCUUGUUUUUCUUCACACCAAUUUGUCCCUGGCCAAAAGAGGAGGUGGGGGUGGAUUUGGGAAAGGCUUUGGCUUUAAGAAAACCCCGAUAUCCAGUCGAGGCAGCAACACAGGUCGCAAAACAAAUCAAGGCACGAACCCUCAGGGAGGAUAUCCCAAACAGCCUGGACAACCCAAUCAAGCAGGCUACCCUGAACAACCAGGCAGACCAGGUGGUUACCCCCAGCAGCCAGGAGGAGGAGGCUACUAUAACCAGUAUCCAGGUUACCAACAAAGGGGCUACCCAUAUGGUGGAGGUGUAGCAGCAGGGGGUGGUUAUGGCGGAUAUGGAGGAUACCCAGGUGGCUACAUUAACCACAACCCAAACAAUCGGAUCCUAAGCCCCCAGUAUGGGGGCAGCUAUGGAUAUGGAGGCUAUGGAUAUGGCGGAGGGUCUCCAUUUUCCCAGUCAGUUCAAGCAAUGGGCAUUGGUCCCUCUGAUAAAUCUAGAGGCUUUGGGCGCAGUGCAGUAAUGGCAGCAGCAGGAGGAGCUGUUGCAGGUAUGGCAUUGGGCUAUGGACUAGGAAGGUUUCCUCGUCCCCACUUCCAUUUCCACAGCCCUACGGAGGAGUACUACUACAACAAUUACAUGUACAGGAAGUAUGGUACCAAAUCUACUGAUACAAAUGACUACAGCAGAGAUUAUGCCUUCAGUCCAACACCUCUUAGUUAUGAAAGACACAUGGACUCUUGCAUGAAGAGAAAAGACCUGUUGCCUGUGAAGAAUCGCCAGGUAAACAUCAAACCCACUACCAUUUCAACAACCACCACAACUACUGUUGUCACCUCAGUAUCAGACACUGAUAACAGUAACAACACGCCAGAGAGGAACACCACUGAAGCACAAACGUCUUUGUCUCCAAUAGCUCCUGAAGCCAACCCGGUGGCUCCAGCUUCACAGGAUAUCACCAUCACUGAUGAUGAUGAUGAUACAGUCAGCAUUGUUGAAAUUGGCUACCCGGCGCUCAUUGAACAGCUGAAGGCCAGGAGGUGUGUGGAGCUGUAUAUGGUUUAUGCUGAAAAGCACUUGAAACUGAAAGAACCCACAGGAGGUGUGCAGAGGUUGGGCAUGGGCUUUCAAGAGCUUUUACUUGUGGUCACUGGCACCUUACUGAUGCUGCUCAAUAGCAAUGUGGUAAUGUUCCUACACUGAAGUGGUUAGUGUUGGAUGAAUGGCUAAAAAUGAGGGGCGAACCAUCAUGUGUCAUCUCGCUGUUUUAGGAUUUUCCUUGCUGUGUGUGAAAUUCUUCCCUUGUGUGCUUCAAGCUUUCUUUAUAUGUGCAGGGUUUAUUUACACGUGCAUAUCUUUGACUUGUACAAUGUAGCUCACUGGUUCCCAGCUAGGGUCCAAGGGGGGAGCACCAAAGAGACAGAGAGAGGGAG